Messenger RNA from Ictalurus punctatus (channel catfish), 2640 nucleotides. It is a transcript of the gene ntn4, whose product is annotated as netrin 4. Gene Ontology annotation, molecular function: protein binding. Gene Ontology annotation, cellular component: laminin trimer. Bases 458 to 2212 code for a protein of 584 amino acids. The record is from RefSeq and is a predicted model, not a curated record. Gene Ontology annotation, biological process: basement membrane assembly; substrate adhesion-dependent cell spreading; cell migration. Lineage: Eukaryota; Metazoa; Chordata; Actinopteri; Siluriformes; Ictaluridae. The transcript has 10 exons.
CACACUCCUGUCACUCAACGCUAUUCCAGAGAAUUCAGCUCGAGGAUCCAGCAGCACGAAGCUGGAAUGAUAUGUGUGUGUGAAGGGGAAAGCGUAUAUCUCACCUCACUGCCUGCGGACUCUCCCGGCACAUAAACGGUAAAAGUGUGUCCGAGUGUCCUGCUAAACAGAUGGCGGUGUCGCGCGAGAGUUGCGCCGCUGCGCAGGUGAGCACUUUCUGUUCAACACGGAGGCAAACGAGCGCAGCUCCGAGGCGCGCGCGCACCUGGCCGAGCCACGCUAACGCAGUCAUGCUUCUACUUGCCGCUUGAGAGACGCUGGCGCUACUUGCGGAUCCUUCGCCGUUGUUCGGAUAAGAGAAUUCACUCCAGCGCUGAUCUUGUCAUUUGAAGACAUUUGAGACGGGUUUUUUGUGUGUGUGUGUGUGUGUUGUUUGAGACAUUUUGACGGGGCAUCGAUGGAGAGGUGGGCGUUGUUUCUCUUGCUCGCGUGCGGCGCUUCUCACUCUGCGCGUUCAGGCUGUGAGAACCGUGUAUGUAAUCCUCGUAUGGGCAACCUGGCCACUGGGCGCCCCAUGCUCACAGACACACAGUGUGGCUCCACCACACCAGAGUACUUAUGUAGGUAUGAUGAUGGCAGCUGUGUACCGCAGUGUGAAGUGUGUCACCCUCAUGCUCACCCACCCACCUCCAUGACCGACUCACCCUUCACACAGCCACCUACAUGGUGGCAGUCGGCCGGAGACGCCAUCGCUGAAACAUUACAGUUGGACCUGGAGGUGGAAUUUUACUUUACCCACUUGAUUGUGAUCUUCCACUCGCCACGCCCUGCAGCCAUGACUGUGGAGAGUUCGCGGGAUUUCGGGCAUACAUGGGGCACCCUGCACUUUUACGCCAGCAACUGCAGCUCCUGGUUUGGACUGAAAGAUGGCCAUGGCUGUACUGAGAAAUACUCAUCACCAAGGCCAUGUAGUGGUGGAGAGGUUAUAUAUCGUGCUCUCUCUCCCUGGGGCAUAUUAGAACCCUACAGCUCAGAGGCUCGUGCCCAACUUGGCAUCACCAACCUCCGAGUGCGCCUUCUGCAGCCUCAACCAUGCCCAUGUCAGCUCAAAGAGAGUAAUACCAGCCUCCUCAGUGUCCCCUAUGCCAUCUCUGACUUCAUCCUGAAGGGAGCCUGCUUGUGCCAUGGCCAUUCUGAUCAAUGUGUGCCAGCCAGUGGCUACUUGGCCACACACACUCGUGACCUCCAUGUGGUGCAUGGCAAGUGUGUGUGUCGGCAUCACACAGCAGGUGAUCACUGUGAGAGAUGUGAUCGUCUCUAUAAUGACCGGCCAUGGAGACCUGCAAGUGGUCUAACUGGAGAAGCUCACCAGUGUGCUAAAUGCAAGUGUAAUGGACAUGCAGAGAGCUGCCACUUUGACGUAAGUGUGUGGGUGCAUUCUGGUCAGAGAAGUGGAGGUGUGUGUCACUGCUUGCACAAUACAACAGGUCGACACUGUCAACAUUGCCAGACUGGCUUUUACAGACAUCCAGAGAGACUACUGACUGCUGCGAACUCCUGUACAGCUUGCUUGUGCGACCGUGUUGGAACUGAGAGUUGUAACCCUGCUAAUGGGGACUGUAUGUGCAAGCCUGGUGUGGCCAGCCCGCUGUGUGACAAAUGUAUGCUGGGAUACUGGGGUUUCAACCAGUAUGGUUGCAGACCUUGCCACUGCGCAGGUGACUGUGAUCCAUACAGUGGAGACUGCAUGACGGGGUCAGAUCCUGAUCACAACACCACCUUAUUUCGAGUGGAAGAACUUUUUUCUGCCCUGAACUUCCAAGAGAAAUGUGUCUGCAAACAGCAGUCCCUUAGGAACAGAAAAAUCUUCUGCAUUAUGAAAUAUUCCUAUGCUCUAAAGGUUAGAGUGCUGGCAGCACAUGAUAAGGGCUCUCAUGCGGAGGUGGAUGUUAAAGUUCUGAAGGUUCUGUGGAGCAGCUCCACCCUCAGGCUCAUGCAAGGAACUGUCACUCUAUAUCCAGAGUCCUGGACCACUCGAGGUUGUACCUGCCCUGUACUGUACCCAGGGGAGGAAUAUCUCGUUGCUGGGCACCAUGAUGUGAGGAAAGGUCGACUUCUAGUCAACAUGAAGAGUUUAGUGAAGCCAUGGAGAGCCAAUCACAGUCAUCGAGUGCUACAGCUCCUUAAAACUAAAUGCACCGGAGUUAGAUAGCGACAGAGAGAGGGAGAGAGAGAGAGGGAAAGAAAGAAAGAAUGUGAGAGAGAGAGAUUGAGUGAGAGGGAGGGAGAGUGGGCUGUAGUCAAAUUUACACACUGUCUUGUGCAACUGUGUAUGUGAACUGAAUGUUGAGAGAUGAGAUCGGUUAUGAAUCUCUGUUGUACAGAAUGUAUAUUCAUUGAAUGUACAUAUUAUAAUGUAUGAAUCUUUUGGAGCCUGUACAUAACUUGCCAUUUGUAUAUAUAAUGUCCUGCUGAAAAUAUGCUCAUAAAAUGCAAUCAAAAAUGGCAUAGGACAGACAACGAAAAAACAUAACUGGCACUUUUUUGAAAUUAUUUCUUCUGGGACCCUGCUUAAGGAAAAUACCGACUUUGGUGAAACUACUUGGAGACUAUUCUUUAAAUAAAUGACUACUGUUUCUA